AGAACAAACUAAUGUGAUGUGGACUGUUGCUGUAUGUUUUUGUAGGUUGUCUGGCUGUAUGGUGACAGAGGAGGGAUGCUGUUAUGUGUCUUCAGCUCUGACUUCAAACCCCUCACACUUGAGAGAGCUGGAUCUAAGCUAUAAUCACCCUGGAGAUUCAGGAGUCAAGCUGCUCUCUGGAAAACUGGAGGAUCCAAACUGCUCACUGGAUAAAUUUAAUGUGGAUCAUGGAGGAGAAUCCAGGAUUACAGCAGGACUAAAGAAAUAUGUCUGUUUUCUCACACUGGAUCCAAACACAGCACACACUGAUCUCAGUCUGUCUGAGGAAAACAGAGAGGUGGCAUGUGUGAGAAAGAAUCAGCUGUAUCCUGAUCAUCCAGACAGAUUUGAUUAUUAUUAUCAGGUGUUGUGUAGAGAGAGUGUGUGUGGACGCUGUUACUGGGAGAUUGAGUGGAGUGGAGAUUAUGUGUGUAUAUCAGUGUCAUAUAAGAGCAUCAGCAGGAAGGGACGGGGUGAUGAGUGUAGGUUUGGAUUUAAUGAUCAGUCCUGGAGUUUGUUCUGCUCUUCCUCCAGUUACUCAUUCAGACACAAUAACAUACAGACUGUUCUCUCUGUGAAGCCCAUCAUCAGCAGGAGAAUAGGAGUGUUUGUGGAUCACAGAGCAGGAACUCUGUCCUUCUACAGCAUCUCUGACACAGUGAACCUCAUCCACACAGUCCAGACUACAUUCACUCAGCCGCUCUAUCCUGGGUUUUGGGUUUAUCCUGGAUCAUCAGUGAAACUGUGUUGA
This is a messenger RNA of Cyprinus carpio (common carp), 790 nucleotides long. Its product is annotated as stonustoxin subunit alpha-like. Gene Ontology annotation, molecular function: protein binding. The record is from RefSeq and is a predicted model, not a curated record. Lineage: Eukaryota; Metazoa; Chordata; Actinopteri; Cypriniformes; Cyprinidae.